This is a messenger RNA of Thamnophis sirtalis, 716 nucleotides long. Lineage: Eukaryota; Metazoa; Chordata; Lepidosauria; Squamata; Natricidae. The record is from RefSeq and is a predicted model, not a curated record.
ACGCCACUUCCGCCCCACGACGUCGCUUCCGGUCUGCUUGCGCUGGGGCCGUCGCGCGCCCGACCGACGCCGGAGCCCCCGGGGCCGGCCCGCAGCGGGCACCCAGCAUGAGCGAAGGACCGAUGAGCAAGGCAGCCACCAUGGAGAUCCCCAUCCACGGCAACGGAGACUCCAGGCGCUUGGCCGAUGACGACGGCUUGGAGCAGGACCUGCAGCAAGUGAUGGUGUCGGGGCCCAACUUGAACGAGACCAGCAUUGUCUCUGGAGGCUACGGGGGAACAGCCGAGGGCAUCGUCCCCACCAGCAUCAUCAAAGGCUCCCUCGUUCCAUCUCACCCUCCCCGAGGACCACUCAUCCCCCCCAGCCCUUCGGCUGCCAGCCGCAUAGCCAGCCAGGCUCCCGUGGCCACAGGCUCCAACUUGCACCAGCCCCACCCCAGCCCAGCCAUGACGGGGGAGGAGGCGGCGGCGGCGGCAGCUGCUGCCACACGAGGGGUAGCCGUGGAGAAGUUCGACAUUGUCAGGAAAUGGGGCAUCAACACCUACAAAGUGAGUCCCCUUGGGAACGGGGGGAGGCACUGAAUGGAGCCCCGGGCAUUGCGGGGCUACCGCUGGCUUUUCGAGGGCCCCGUGGACGAUCUCGAAGACGAGUCGGCUUGUGACGUCUGGUGGGGAGUGUUUACUCUCUUGUCAUUGCACCUCAUAACCCGAAACUAA